GGAAUUUGUCUUGUGUUCUGAAAAAGGAGAAUGAAGUUGUGUCUUUCAUUAUUGCUGCUGCUGCCGGCGCUGCUGAGCGCUGAGCUAUGCGACCUUCAACCUACGUCUGAGAUGGCCGCCGCACUCCCCCAUUUCUAUCAAGGACAGCUGGAGUUCUCAGUUGCCAUGCUAGAGGCCAUUCGCAACACAACAGCCAACGAGAAUGUCUUCUUUUCACCCUACAGCAUCUAUCAUGCCCUCCUGUUGGCCUAUUUUGGUGCCACAGGUGAGACGGAAGAGGAGCUCUCUAGGGUACUUCGCUUAGGCUGGGCGCCAUCAAAGGAAACUGUGCGCCAUGCUUAUCGCUUAGAUAAGUCUGAUCGUCUUUUACGUGCCAAAGAUAUGCCUCUGGAGUUCUCAUCCGCCGAUCGGAUGUACUUUGACGAGCAAGUGAAGCUGACCAGCUGCCUGGAAACGCGAUUCCACGAUGAAAUUGUUCAGUUGAAUAUCAAGGAUAAUGUCGAGCAGACGCGACAACAGAUUAAUGGCUGGGUUGCAAAUGUCACAAAAAAUCAAAUUGAAAACAUGAUGGCUCCUGGUGAUAUCGAUUCAAAUACUAAGACAGUGCUGGCCAAUGCGGCGUACUUCAAGGGGCAAUGGAUCAAUCCCUUCAAAGCGCGGAAAACAUUUCAGAUGCCAUUCCACACGGCCAGGGGUACAGUGUCGCUUGUACCAUUGAUGAGUCAGAUAAAAACUUUCCCAGUCCAUUGGGAUAUGCGCUUGCGGGCCGUAGUUGUGCAACUCCCAUAUCGCACAUCGUUUGAGGAGGGUGAUAAUGCUUCUGAUAUCUCUAUGGUCAUCAUACUUCCUUUCGGCGAUAAUGCUCUUGAGCAGGUACUGACAAAGUUGAACUCCGUAACCUUGGAGGCGGCUUUGAGGGAAGCCAAGGCAAAGGAGAUUAUGAUGAAGUUGCCCAAAUUUAAGCUUGAGCAGCGUCUGAAUCUCGGAUCAAUUCUGCGUAAAAUGGGCGUCAACAAGAUGUUCGAUCAUGACGCCAGCUUCAAUGACUUUAGCGCUGAUCAGGGCAUAAAUUUUGGCGAUGUCCAGCACCUGGCCAAAAUCAAGGUGGAUGAGGAGGGCAGCGUUGCGGCGGCAAAAACACAUAUAAACGUGCUCUUUUCUGGGCCCAUCCAAGUUAUAUGCGAUCGUCCGUUUGCGUUCCUGAUUUACGAUAGAAAAUCAAAGGCCAUUCUGUUUACCGGCAUAUAUCGUGACCCGACGACAAUGGAAUAAAUAGGUGUAUAUGAGUUUGUCCAUUAUGCCUUUACUAUGUGCAUGUGCCUAAAUUUGUCAUUUUAUUUCGUUAAGAAAUUAUGUGAACAUUAAAAAAAAAGUAAAUAAAAAUAAAUAAUGAUGAAAUUA
Molecule: messenger RNA, 1401 nt
Organism: Drosophila innubila
Lineage: Eukaryota; Metazoa; Arthropoda; Insecta; Diptera; Drosophilidae
Product: serine protease inhibitor 88Ea-like
Exons: 1
Coding region: 31-1272 (413 amino acids)
Molecular function (GO): serine-type endopeptidase inhibitor activity
Source: RefSeq, a predicted model, not a curated record